AUGGCGAUGGAGAUGGAGAUGGAAAUGGAAGCUGCUUCAUCUCCCCCAAUCUCUCGAUCAAAAUCCAGAAAGCGCGGCGGAUGGAGGGCGAUCAAGUACAUUCUCGGGAACGAAUCGUUCGAGAAACUGGCGUCGAUGAGUCUUACGGCCAACAUAACUGUUUAUCUUCGCAACAAGUACAAUUUGAGCGGCAUAUUUUUGGUGAAUGUGGUGAAUAUAUGGAACGGUUCCUGCAAUUUGUUGUCGACAGUUGGGGCUAUUGUUUCCGAUGCCUAUUUAGGGCGGUUUCUCACUCUCCUCUGCGGUACCAUUCUCUCUCUGCUGGGCAUAGGAGCUUUAACCAUAACUGCUGCUGUACCUCAACUAAGGCCUCCUCCAUGCCCAACAGAGAGACUCUGCAUCCAGCCCCAUAAAGGGCAGCUAGCAUUGCUCUUCAUCAGCCUUAUACUCGUCGCAUUGGGCGCCGGUGGCAUCCGGCCGUGCAACAUUGCCUUUGGCGCCGAUCAGUUCGACACCAGCACCAACAAGGGUCGAAUCCAACUCCAGAGCUUUUUCAACUGGUGGUACUUCUCCUUCACCAUUGCCCUCAUCAUAGCCCUGACUGGAGUUGUCUAUGUUCAGACCAACAUCAGCUGGAGCAUCGGCUUCGCCAUUCCCACAGCUUGCUUCGCCUUAUCCACCGCAGUCUUCUGGUUCGGCCGUCACACUUAUCUCUACAAGAGCCCUGAAGGCAGCGUGUUCGUAGAUAUGGCGAAAGUCGUCGUGGCUGCAUUCAGGAGGCGAAAGGCAGACUUGAAGUUAGUCCACGAGCCGACUUUAUAUAACCCUUCAGGCGACAUCGCAUGGGAGGCGCGGAAACUCGUCAGAACCGAUAAGUUCGGGUUCUUCGACCGGGCAGCUGUGGUAACCGAUCCAAGUGAAAUCGAUGCGCAAGGCUUAGCCGUUGACAACUGGAAGCUCUGUAGCGUCCAGCAGGUCGAGAACCUGAAGUGCGUCUUAGGCGUCGCGCCUGUCUGGCUCUCCGGCAUCUUCUGCUUCGUCGUGAUGGAUCAGCAGAGCACUUACGGCAUUCUGCAGGCGAUCCAAACGGACAGAUCGAUCGGGCGACAUUUCACAAUCCCGCCGGGCUGGAUUGGGAUCACAUCGAUGGUCACCCUCACGAUAUGGAUUCUCAUCUACGAGCAGCUCUACAUCCGUAUCGUCAAGAAAGUCGUGAAAAGGGACUCGAGGCUCACAAUGCAGCAGAGGAUCAGCGUCGGGAUAAUUAUGUCGAUCCUCUGUAUGUUUGUCGCCGGGACAGUUGAGAAACAUCGCCGAGCCUCUGCGGUAAAGAACGGUACAUUCUCCUCGCCUCUGCACGUAACGUUCCUCUUUCCUCAGUUCGCCCUAUCCGGCCUAACCGAAGCCUUCGCCGCAGUCGCAUUGUUAGAAUUUUAUACUUUGAAGCUUCCACAGAGCUUGAGAAGCGUCGCCGGCGCGAUCUUCUUCGUCAGCCUGUCGAUCGGAAGCUACCUAAGCUCUUUGAUCGUGAAUGUUGUACACUCUGCAACAGGAGGGAAGAACAGAACGCCAUGGCUUGGAGGGCCAGAUCUUAACAUGAAUCGACUCGAUAAUUAUUAUUACAUUCUGGGAGGACUUGGAUUGAUUAACUUCGUCUACUUCAUCUUCUUUGCAAGAAAGUAUUUGCCCUCUGGGGAAGAUGAGAAUGUCGAAAGAAAUGGUGCAGAUCCUAACAGAACCUCCAUUGUUGCCUGA
Molecule: messenger RNA, 1755 nt
Organism: Andrographis paniculata
Lineage: Eukaryota; Viridiplantae; Streptophyta; Magnoliopsida; Lamiales; Acanthaceae
Product: protein NRT1/ PTR FAMILY 2.8
Exons: 3
Coding region: 1-1755 (584 amino acids)
Biological process (GO): transmembrane transport
Cellular component (GO): plasma membrane
Molecular function (GO): transmembrane transporter activity
Source: RefSeq, a predicted model, not a curated record